Helobdella robusta is the source of this 657-nucleotide messenger RNA. RefSeq lists its product as hypothetical. NCBI's taxonomy places the organism in Eukaryota, Metazoa, Annelida, Clitellata, Rhynchobdellida, Glossiphoniidae. The record is from RefSeq and is a predicted model, not a curated record. The coding region runs from base 1 to 657 and encodes 218 amino acids. The transcript is spliced from 4 exons.
AUGGGCAGAUUUAAUUUUCUAAAAUUUACUUUGGCAAGCAACAUUAAGCAGAGUAGUAACUCGAUGAUGACGUCAGAAUGGCUACAACAAAAAGAUUACUCUCUCAAUUCUGAAGGCGUUUUACACGGGUCAAAACAUGUUGCAUAUGACAGCAACAAUAACAACAACAACAACAACAUCAACAACAACAAUAAUAAUAAUAAUAAUAACAUUAACAAUAAUAACAUCAAUGAUACCAGCCAACAACAACAGCAACAACAUCAACAACAGCAUCAACAUCAACAACAACAACAACUAAACGUCUUUUUCGAUCUCGAAAUCGUGUAUUGCCACAAAAACAUCAACAACAAGAACAACAUCAACAACAAAAAGAAACAUUUGAACAACAGUUUUAUCAAUAUAUACUACACCAAAAACAACAACAACACAAUCACAAUAGCCAUCAUUACCAGCAAUACGUACCCCAUCAUUAUCACCAGCAGCAUCAACAACAACAUCAACAACAACAACAACAUCAACAACAACAACAACAUCAGCAACAUCAACAACAACAUCAGCAUCAUCAACAACAUCAGCAACAUCAACAACAACAUCAGCAACAUCAACAACAACAUCAGCAGCAACAAGAGCUUUCUAUUGGCUGUCUUCAUCAAUUGA